Phytophthora infestans T30-4 is the source of this 576-nucleotide messenger RNA. RefSeq lists its product as uncharacterized. The coding region runs from base 1 to 576 and encodes 191 amino acids. The record is from RefSeq and is a predicted model, not a curated record. NCBI's taxonomy places the organism in Eukaryota, Oomycota, Peronosporomycetes, Peronosporales, Peronosporaceae. The transcript has 2 exons.
AUGGAUGAUGCCACGACGGUCGGUCAUGAAUGCCACGUCGAGAUGAAUACGCUCAAGAUCCCGUACGGGUUCAACUACUCGAGUCCACACAGCGACGUUGUGGUGACGCCGAGUUGUCUGCGCUCUCUCUUCGCUCUGUUUGCCUGUGUCCGACAUGCUCAAGCUUGCGCGCUGACGGGGCCUUCGGAGAGCGGGAAAAAGACGCUGAGCGUCCAAGUGAGCUCGAUUAUAGGGCGGCGCCACUUCGGCGCGACGUUGACGUCGUAUACACACGCAACGCGCCUGUUAAUAGGUGCACUGUAUGCUGGAGGAACAUUUUGUGCGAAGUUGCAGCAUAACCUGAAUAUACAGGAUAACGCGCCGCUGAUCAAGACGUUGGCUACCACGCUUGCGGCAAUCGAACACGCUGUACUGACCAAGAAUUCGAUCGUUGGAGUACAUCGCUCGCCGAUCACGCUUAGUCCAGGGACAGCCAUGUUUGUGGUGUUCCCGUCGAGUGUGAGGAUGAGAGACGCGGAGGAGAUUCGAGUUUGGACGGAGAGUUUGAGUCACUUUGCGAUUGUGCACAGCUUUUGA